GUCAAUGGCGCCGGUUGAUAGCGGGAUCGUUGUUAGUCACGUCGGGACCACGUACAGUGACGGUCGUGGAGAGAUCGAGAGUCGUAAAGUCGGCAGACAGAGACAAAAACGCGGAGCGAUCGCGAGGGGAGCGAUAUCGUGAACAGAAAGCGUCGCGCGAGAAAGCUAGAUAGAUAGAUAGAGAGAGAGAGAGAGAGAGAGAGAGAGAGAGAGAGAGAGAGAGAGGGUGACGGAAAAACAGCGGGCGGGCGUACCAGUACAACGUCGUCGCUUCGUUCUCGAUUCGGCCGCGAAUCCGUCGAUUCCUGCUGCUUAAUCCGGUGCGUGGGUCCAUUCGUACGUGCGCGUGCGUGUGUAUAAUCGCGUGUGUGUCUACCUCGUUUCGGUGAGUGCGAAAGUCGAGGAGUCGAGGGGACGUGCGUCGUUUGUGCCUCAACAUCUCGGGCGACGCAGGGACGAGACGCCGCGACGGGCACCGCGUCAUAGUAGUGUGCCUAAAACGCAGGAAAGAAGGAGAGAUAGGAGCGCCCGCAGAGAGGAAGAGCACAAACAGGCGGCGUAGAAGAGAGGCGGCGGUGGAGGCGGAGGUGGGGGAGGCGGCGGUACGGAGUGACGGAUUUGUUUUCUUGCACAACGGUGGAGCAAAACGGCCUCAAACUGUGGGGCUCUGGGGCGUUUUUCCUUCCUCCCCAAGGGAUGUACUACCCUCACAUGGUGCAGACAGGGAUGGCUGCGCCCUAUGGUGGGGGUGUCUUUCCCCCUCCGGUGAACGGGGUCGCGGGUGUCGUGGGGGCGGCCGGUGCAGCCGGUGACGUUAAACCACCACCGCCAGUGCCGGUGAAGGAGGAGAGCGCCGGUGCACCCCAGCAACCACCCCCGGCCGGCGGGCCCCAGGUGCCACCCGCAGCGGGUGCGCCCCAUCCUGCCGCUCCUGGUGCGCCGACUGCGGCCAGCUUCAGUCCGCCUCCGCCUCCGAACGGGGUCGAUCAACAGGCCAUCUCGGAGGUGUUUCAAGCUGCGGUUGCAGCGGCCGCAGCUGCAGCUGCGGGAGGCGGUGGCCAGCAGCCCGCACCUACACCAGGCGGUAACGAGACCAACCCCGAAGGCGGAGUGGAGGCCACUGCGUUGGUACCUGUCACCUCAGGCGCAACGACACCUGCGACAGCGACACAGGGUACCGACCUCAAAGGUCAACCAAAACGCCUGCACGUCAGCAACAUACCCUUCCGCUUUCGAGAUCCCGAUCUUAGAGCAAUGUUUGGGCAAUUUGGGCCAAUCCUGGACGUCGAAAUCAUAUUUAACGAAAGGGGCAGUAAGGGAUUCGGUUUUGUAACAUUCGCAAAUAGUGCUGACGCGGACCGGGCACGUGAGAGGCUACACGGCACCGUGGUUGAGGGCAGAAAGAUUGAGGUGAACAACGCAACAGCGAGGGUACAGACGAAAAAGCCGCCGACGGUUCCGAACGUGUGCGUACAAUGGCCCGAGGCCGCGGCCCUUAGAGGAGUCGCCAUUCAACGCGGCAGAGCUGGAACGCCAAGGACCACCUUCCCCACCGGCGCGGCCGCGCUAGCACUGGUUAGGAAUACAGGGCCACUUGCGGCCGCAGCUGCGGCCACGAGUCUACAUCCCUUCGCGCCCACUGUUUAUUACGACCCCUUCCUCGCGGCGCACGCAGCGACACAGGACCCCAACUACAGGUUGCAGCUGGAAUGGCCUCAAGCAACAGCUGACGCCGCGGCAGCAGCGGCCGCAGCGUCACCCUUGUUGAAGACACCCCUAUCAACGGCACAGCAGGCCACGUACGCAGCUGCAGCGACCUACACGGCGGUGGCUGCGCGCGCAUACGGCGCAGCUGCAGCUGCGGCACAGCCGGUCGCAGGAUAUGCCGCAGUCGCGGGUUACGGGCGUGAAUACGCCGAUCCUUACCUUGGACACGGCAUUGGACCUGUGGCGGGUUACGGGGCGACAGUGUACAGAAGCGGUUACAACAGGUUCGCACCAUAUUAAAUGGCUCAUUAACAACGGAGCGCGAGAGCCUUCCAAGUUAUACACCAUGUUAUACUCAACAAAACAUGACCAGACACAAGUCGACACAAUCAUCACCGUCAUUUUGCCAUCAUCGAGAUCACCCUCGAGGCGACGAGCCUGGACCCUCCAUGCAUAACGACUCGUCGAUUUUAUCUCUUCCCCUUUUCCAACUUUGCGACGCAAGAUUGUAAGAGAUAAACGGAGACUAUCAUUGACUUUUGAAGCCGAAAUCGUUCGAUCAAAGCGAAACUGCUGUCAAUGAUAUACUGCAUGUUUAUGCUAAAUCUUGAAAUUGUAUUGUAUUUUAAAAACUUAUAAGCGAUAGCUGAAACGAAUAGACGAGGAAGAUCAAUCUGUAAAUGCAACGUGGUGGUGUCGAGGCCGGCGCAUCGAAAUGUCGUGUCGUGUUCGGCAAAAAGUCGCUCCUAAUCAAUCCCCUGCCAGCAGCCAUUCACACGAAAUCAAUGGAACCUGUUCGAUCUUGUUUCUAUUUAAUCAAUUGAAUAAAUCGAUGUAAUACAAAAUUGGAAUAAGAUCAAUACAAUAUACUUGUUGUAUUUUCAAAUUUAUGAAUUUAUUUUCGAUAAUAACAUCAUGAACAUUUUUGCUAUAUGCAUAUCUCUUAAUAACUAAUAUUUAGUAUCAUCUUAGUGUUUUAAUCGAUAAAAAAAAAAUGCGAGAAAAUUUUCGAGUUAUUAAACGAAAUAUAAAAUGAAAAUAAUCUUUCUAUCUCUGUUUAUAGUUUCUGUAAAGUACAUUAAUAAUAUGAUGUUGUCACAUACCAAUAUGCAUCAUUUUCGUAUAUUUGCUCAUUUACUGAACUAGUUGUAAUAUAGUUGCGCACAUAUGUUGUAAUUAUUUCUAUUUAAGUCAAUGUUGUUUGAUAUGGUCGAUAUGGUUUGUAUUUAUAGUCUAAAUUAAUGUUGAAGGAAAAGCGCUAAAUAUUUCGCACAAAUAUUGUUGAACAAUAUAAGCCUGCACAUGAUUCAUUUAAAUGAGAUAAACAAUAAUUUUAUAAAUAAAUUUUUUUCAUAUAUAGAUUAUACGCGGAUGUUAUAGUAAAUAUAUAUUAAUUGAUAACAGUUAUGAAAUUAAAAUGAGCAAAUGCGUGCAAUUCGAAAUGAAUAAUUAUCAUGAAAUGAGUGCACAAUGUAAUUUUCUACGACAUAGAUACGCGCAUAAAUGGCUGCCGUGCGACAUUUUCUGCUAAAUGGCAGCGAAACAUUGACGACUUUAGUCGACGCGAACCGGCACAAGGUGAUCCGAAAAAAAGCGAGAUCCUUAGGUAGCUAGUUAAAAAGAAAAAAGAAAAAAAACGACCUCUAGGAAGAAACAAAGGCAUUCAUGUGACCGGUAGGGUUUCUAUGCCAAAUAUGUGUGUAUGCGCUUUUGCGCGCGUGUGUAUGUGCGUAGAUUUGUGAAAUAAACUCUGUUCUCAGUAAAUUUAGGGAAUAGCGGACAGAGACGAAAUAAGACAGAGAGAAGAACCGCUUAGACCUCUAAAACAAAAUGCCGAAUUUUAAUUGCACAGGGUCUAGUCAAAUCAAUUUCAUUUAAAUUCACGCAAAGCUUUGAUUCUUAUUUUCUAAAAUGUUAACAUGCCGAUCUUGAAUCUUUGUUUCGCGCAUUCGCUCGCUCCAUUUGCCGAUACUCGAGUUAAAUUAAGGAUAUGAAAUGAAACUCAUAAGAUUUAAAAAUAUUUACGCCUAAACUAUAUCGUUUUUUAAUUUUCAAAUAUAAUAAUUUAAUGCAUUCUCUUAGUAAACAAUUAUUAAAGGAUUAAAGUAUCUAUAUCGAAAGGAAAAACUGGAAGGAUUUCUUUCAAUUUUCUAAUUUUAGUUCUUUCGGAAAACUUAAAACUUUCAGACACUUAAGAAACCGCAUAUUUAGUUUUAUAUAUAUUCCUACUUGUUUAAGAAAAACUGUGUAAUUUCACUGUAUCUUUUCUCGCACGUUGGAUUACAACCUAAGCGACGAAUUAUGCAUUGGAGUGGCGAAUGCAAUUGUAUUAUUUUUUGUUCUCUUUUCCAUGAGAAAUUUGAUUGCGAUAUAAAUUCAUAUGCGACAACCAAAUUGAAUCGUGUGUUAUACUAAUUUAUUCCUUAGUUAACCGACUGAAUGAACAUGACAACUUUUUUUUAAACAUUAAGCAAAGCCCACGUCAUAACCGGUAAAUAUAGAAUCUUAACGCCUAUGAACAAGAGCACAGUAAUAAUACGUAGAUAGAGCUAGGAUUCGUAGAAUGCGUCUUACGAAGUAAUCGAUCAUAUAAAGCUGGGAUCGUAUAAAGAUCAAACAAACAAUCAUAAUGAAUAAUAUAAAG
Molecule: messenger RNA, 4351 nt
Organism: Camponotus floridanus (Florida carpenter ant)
Lineage: Eukaryota; Metazoa; Arthropoda; Insecta; Hymenoptera; Formicidae
Product: RNA binding protein fox-1 homolog 2
Exons: 13
Coding region: 697-2007 (436 amino acids)
Biological process (GO): nervous system development; regulation of alternative mRNA splicing, via spliceosome
Cellular component (GO): cytoplasm; nucleus
Molecular function (GO): mRNA binding
Source: RefSeq, a predicted model, not a curated record